Pelodiscus sinensis (Chinese soft-shelled turtle) is the source of this 436-nucleotide messenger RNA. NCBI's taxonomy places the organism in Eukaryota, Metazoa, Chordata, Testudines, Trionychidae. The record is from RefSeq and is a predicted model, not a curated record.
AGGCCUACAUCUUCCCUGCCAUGGCCAUCUUCAAGGCGGAGGAGGCCAGCGAGGAGGCUGCGGCCAUGCUCAACAACAUGCGCGUCUACGGCACCUGCGUGCUGACCUGCAUGGCCACCGUGGUCUUCGUCGGCGUCAAGUACGUCAACAAGUUUGCCCUGGUGUUCCUGGGCUGCGUCAUCCUCUCCAUCCUGGCCAUCUACGCUGGGGUCAUCAAGUCCGCCAUCGACCCCCCCAGCUUCCCGAUCUGUCUGCUGGGGAACCGCACGCUGGUGCGCCGCGGCUUCGACGUCUGUGCCAAGCUGGUGCUGGAGGGCAACGAGACGGUGGGCUCCAAGCUGUGGGAGCUGUUCUGCCACCUGCGACGAGUACUUCGUCCGCAACAACGUCAGCGAGAUCCAGGGCAUCCCGGGCGCCGCCAGCGGGCUCAUCAGAG